Symbiodinium pilosum is the source of this 2910-nucleotide messenger RNA. Lineage: Eukaryota; Dinophyceae; Suessiales; Symbiodiniaceae. The record is from the annotation of a GenBank genome assembly.
AUGGCAGAUGGUGGUGGCACAGCCGGAGCACCAUCAUUGACAGACAUAGGCAAUUUGUUACAACAGCUAGUCAAUGAACAGCAGAUGCAGAGAUCGCGUGUUGAGGAGUUAGCUCAGCAAGUCGCUCAAACCCAGCAAGGCGUGGCUGGCACUCAAGUUGUGACAGAGCAAGUUGUUGGUGAGGUCGUUCAGCAAGUGCAGUUGGCGUUCUCCCAGCUGCAGCAGGCAACAACGGACCAGCUCACGCAGUUAGCUCAAACGGUGCAAGGGCAACAGACAGGCAUUGAUCAGAUGUCGCAAGUUGUCUCCAGUUUUGGUGCUUUGCAGCAGCAGUUGCAGGUAUUGUCACAGAAUGUUUCCACGAUGUCUGGCUCAACUUCGGUUCCAACAGCAGCAGUUGGCGGCAGUCCAACUGCGCAGCCCGCGGCUGCAGCAGCGCAAGGGUCCCCAGGGACUAGUGCAGGUGCCGUUCCUUCACCACUUGGUGCCGUGCCCGGACAGCCAGCUUCGGCCUCAGCUCUCCCACUCGGACCUCAGCUUUUCAACUUGACCGGAGGGGCUAGAGUGAACCCAGCGGUGGCUUACGCCAUCCAACACGGUGCAGUUGAUCAGAAGAAUCUUGGAAAGCCUUCUGUGUACGAUGCCAGCAAAGAGUCCAAGCAGAGCUUCCAUGACUGGCAAGACACCAUGGUGACUUUCCUGGAUGCUAGCAUGCCUGGCAUUUGGGAAGUGUUGGAGUGGAUCGCCAACGACCAACCAAAGACUGCAUUGGAUAAAGAAACUGUGAAGCUUCAUUUUCCUGAUGUAGACCCGUUGUUGGUUGAUUAUGCAGAUUCCAACAUUUACGCGUGUCUUAGCUCUUACACAGGAGCUGAGCCAAAAGCCGUGGUGAAGCAAGCCAGAAGACCCAAUGGUUUCGAAGCAUGGCGAAGAUUGCAUGUGAGGUUCAACCCUGCUACUGUGGGGAGGCAGCGUGCCAACCUCACACGCAUCACCAACCCUCAGGAGAAUGUUCCACUCGCGCAGCUUGGUGCUGAAAUCAUCUCGUGGGAGAACCGCAUCAUUGAGUAUGAGGCACGGCCCGGCUCAGACGUGGUUAGUGAGAACUUGAAGAUUGCCACGGUGGUUGCUAUGUGUCCGGGCAAGCUGCGUGAACAUCUCAACCUGAAUGCUCAUCGCUUCAAGACGUUCCAAGACAUCCGGGAAGAGAUUUUCGGUUACUUGGAGGCUACCUACCAAGUAGCAAACACGGCCAUGGAUAUUGGAGCAGUUACGCGUCGCAAGGGUCCCUGUUUCCUUUGUGGUGGUGAGCACUUGGCCAGGGACUGCAGGAAAGGAAAGGGCAAAGGUGCUGAAGCCAAAGGCGUUGGAAAGCAAGGCGAUGGAAAGGGAGCUAAAGGGCCUGGCUUUGGCAAGCCCGGCAACAAAGGCAAGGGCAAGUUUGCAGGAGCAGUGUUGGUGAAGCUCAAACCCCCAAGCGACAAAUGGGACAGCAAGCAGAUAGAAGCUGUUCUUGGACUGCCCUGGAAACUGCGUCCUCCACAGCCGAGUGAGGGGAUAGUGAGCCCAAUGCUUGAGCGACCUCUGCAGAUAGACUUGCCAGAGGCGCCUGCGUUUACAGUUGAGGAGCCAAGCAACAAGCAACAGCAGUAUGUGCCUCGAGGGGUUUAUUUGCGCAAAGAAGAAUUUUUGAAGUAUGGUUACACUCCAGGUUACGAUGGUUGUAUCGCAGCAGAAUUUGGCAUGGCGCGGCGUCAUCACAGUCAACGGUGUCGUUCCCGUCUUUAUGAAGCCAUGCAGCAAGAUGAGCAGGGCCGAGCUCGAAUAGAGCAGGCUCAGGAGCGUGAAAUGAAGUACUUUGACAAGGUUCGCCAAGAGAUGGAAGACUCAGCGAAACUUGCUGGUCCAGAAAAGCGUUCCGCAGAUACAGACUCAACAGUUUCCGAAUUCGAUUUGCCUGCGCUACGUGACAGCUCGGCUUCUAAAUCGGCGAAACCGUCUACGAGGAUGGUUGGGCAGUCUAAGGCCAGAAAAUUAGUGCCACCUGCAGAAGCCCCAGGUGGUAGCAAUGUGCAUGUGGAGCCUCCAGCAAACAGUGGUGCAAACCCGCUGCCUGUUGAGGGCCAGUUUGCAGAGAUGGCCGUGGAGGAUGAGAGCUCGCAAUCGGAACUUCGUGUGUACCAGAAGCCAAAGUCUCUGGCCAGCAUUGAUCCCCAGCUCAGUGCUUUGCAGUCGGCUUUUGCCAAAGCAGCUAUGGAGGCUUACCAGCAACAGCAGAGCAUAAGCAGCCAAUCAGUGCCUGUGCAAGCAGGCGCAAGCUCCAGCAGUGUACCUCCACCAGGUUUGCAGGCCAGUGCUGCCCCAGCAAGCGUGGCCGCAGGCAUGCCUGUAAGCAACUUGCAGGUGACGCGUCUCAACAGCCUUCACUUGUAUGAGCCCGGCAAGAUCGGUGUGAGCAGCUUGGUGUCUGCACCUGCAACUUCGAGCUCUGGCACCUCUCGGGUGCAAGCAACCUUGGACUCUGGAGCAGCAGCUUCUGUGGCUCCCAAGCAAGCUUUCCCUGACUACCCAGUUAGGGCCACUGAAAGCUCAGAACGCGGAAUGGCAUAUGCAGCUGCAAAUGGUGGCUUGGUGCAUGAUGAGAGUCGUGUGGAUCCAGUCUUCGCCACAGAUGAGGGUCUCAUGCUCGCCGUUAGCUACAGUGUGGCCGAUGUGCGCAAAGUCCUUACGUCUGCAGCAAGCGUGUGCAACAAAGGCUUUGGCAUUUGGCUUGAUGAGGAGGGCUGUGAGUCCUACAUCCUUGACAAGAGCUCAGGUGACAAGAUUGCAGUCUGGCAGGAAGAUGGUGUGUAUGUCUACAACAUGAACGUGCUGCCCAGUACCUCCGCGGAUUUCCUGCGGCAGGCCUAA